Messenger RNA from Olea europaea var. sylvestris, 3603 nucleotides. Its product is annotated as kinesin-like protein KIN-14L. The transcript is spliced from 19 exons. Gene Ontology annotation, molecular function: ATP binding; microtubule motor activity; microtubule binding. NCBI's taxonomy places the organism in Eukaryota, Viridiplantae, Streptophyta, Magnoliopsida, Lamiales, Oleaceae. Gene Ontology annotation, biological process: microtubule-based movement. The coding region runs from base 164 to 3370 and encodes 1068 amino acids. The record is from RefSeq and is a predicted model, not a curated record.
UAUUAGGUAGGCGCGGAAAACUGAACGGUUUAGAUCAACCUAUUUGCAGUCCCCACUAAUUGAAUUCAAAUUAGUAGAAGUAACGGCACGAUUCCGGAGCCUUUGCCUCGGAUCCGAUUCUCAUUUUCUCCACUGGUAAAGAUUACUAAAGAUUUGAGUUUUAAUGGAGGAUCCAACAAGACAAGUGGGAGUGCAUGAGUUGAACUUGGCUUCAAGAAAAGCUGAAGACGCAGCUCUGCGAAGGCAUCAAGCUGCCUAUUGGCUAGAUUGCGUGGUGGGACCAUUUGGAAUAUCUAGCCGCCCCUCGGAGAGAGAGUUCAUUUCUUGCUUGAGAAAUGGUUUAAUCCUUUGCAAUCUAAUUAACAAGAUUCAACCAGGUUCAGUUCCAAAGGUGGUGGACAGUAACUCACCUUCACAGUCUCUCCAGUGGGAUUCGCAGCCAUUAACAGCAUAUCAAUAUUUUGAGAAUAUUAGGAACUUUUUAGUAGCCGUGGAAGAACUAAAACUACCUGUUUUUGAAGCUUCUGUUUUUGAAAGGGAGAAUUUGGAAGAGGGGUCAUCGAAGGUAGCUGAUUGCAUUUUGGCUCUUAAGGCAUUUCAUGAGUGGAAGCAAAUGACUGGUGGGAAUGGAACUUACAAGCCACCCAGAUCUCCUUUGAUUACACAUUCUGCUGGCAGGAUUCAUGCACGAACAUCAGGAAUGGUUACUUUUAAUAGUUCUAGGCAACUAGAUAUGUCAGCAGGCUUGGAUAAACCACUAUCAACAGAUGGUGAAAUCCAAAAAUUUGAAGAUGUAAUAUUCAAGGCUCUUGCUGAACAUAUGGUAGAUUCAAAGGAGAACAUGGACAGUAAUAUACUUGCUUCCUUUCAUAGUGGAAAUGUGGAUUCAGUCAAAUUAUUGACCAACAUCUUCUCCAGUUGCUUGGAGGAAAAGUUUCAAAGAAAAUUGCCUGAGUGUUGGAGGGCCGGCAUGAACGGUAAGUGCAAUCAUCGGAAUCUAGUUCGGCAGCAAGAAAGGGAACUUCUGAAUCUUAAGAUGCUCCUAUCAAGUACGAAGAAAGAGUUUGGAAGUCUGCAAACUCGUUUUCAAAGUGAUUUGAAACAAAUUGGAGAUCAAGUGCAGGAGAUGUCUACUGCUGCUCUUGGAUAUCAUAAAGUUGUAGAAGAGAACAGGAAUUUGUACAACAUGGUUCAAGAUCUAAAGGGAAAUAUUCGAGUUUACUGCAGAAUUAGACCCAUCUUCAAUGCUGGGGCAAAAAAUGUGAUAGAUUAUAUCAGAGAUGAUGGAUCUCUAGUGGUUGUAGACCAUCUGAAACCACAAAAAGACAAAAGGAAGAUUUUUCAAUUCAAUCACGUGUUUGGUCCUACUGCCACUCAAUGUGAUGUAUUUAAAGAAACUCGGCCACUUGUUAGAUCUGUAAUGGAUGGUUACAACGUCUGCAUUUUCGCUUAUGGUCAAACUGGAUCUGGGAAAACAUAUACUAUGUGUGGUCCUGCAGGUGUAUUGGCUAAUGAAUUGGGGAUUAAUUAUUUGGCCGUUAAUGAUCUUUUUCAACUUACUGAUGAAAGAAAGGACAUAGUAGAAUAUAGAAUUCAAGUCCAGAUGGUCGAGAUAUAUAACGAACAAGUUCGUGAUCUUCUUGCUGAAGAUUUGUCAGAUACAAAAUUAGAGAUCCGUAGUUGUGCAAGUGAUGACGGUUUGGUUCUUCCUAAUGCUACUAUGUGUCCUGUAAAGUCAACUACGGAUGUCAUCAACCUGAUGAAACUCGGGGAAGGGAAUCGUGUAGUUGGUUCCACUGCCAUUAACAAUCGAAGCAGUCGUUCACACAGUGUGUUGACUGUACAUGUACAUGGCAAAGAUGUAUCUGGAAGCAUACUUCGAAGUUGCCUCCAUUUGGUGGAUCUUGCAGGUAGCGAACGAGUUGAUAAAUCAGAAGUUACUGGUGAUGGACUCAAAGAAGCGCAGCAUAUAAAUAAGUCGCUUGCUUGUUUAGGAGAUGUUAUUGCAGCCUUGGCACAGAAGAACUCCCAUAUUCCUUACAGAAACAGCAAACUAACGUUACUUCUGCAGAAUGCUUUAGGAGGAAAUGCAAAAACAUUGAUGUUCGCUCAUGUGAGUCCAGAUGGAGAUUCUUUAGGAGAAACAAUGAGUACUUUGAAAUUUGCUCAGAGAGUGGCGACUGUUGAACUUGGUACAGCUCGUGUAAAUAAAGAGAGUGCUGAGGUGCUAGAGCUUAAAGCACAGAUUGAGAAUCUCAAAAAGGCACUGGCCAACAAGGAAACUGGGAUUCCUCUGGUUAACUACUCAAAGGAGCCAGCAAGAACACCAUGCGAGAAACCUAAACAAAUGUCUGAGAGAACACCUGUUCGUCCAAGAAGGUUAAGUAUUGAAAGCACUAACAACUUACCGCUACAGAAAGAGAAUUAUGACGACACAAGGGGAUCCAAAACCCCUUUGGCGAAAAUGCGUUCUCGAAGAUCAAGUUUGGAAGGACCAAGGUACACAAAACAGGAUUCUGAGCAGAUUAAAUUAUCAGAAGUUGUAAGCAAGCUCCAGAAGCCAGAAACAUGCUUACAAAAGCAAAGUCCAACCCAAGAACAUAAAUAUAGUGGUGGAUCUUUGGUGAACUCGACCAAUCAUAGGACUCCUAGGAGUCCAACAAGUUCUGCUUUCAAAGGUCAAGUGGUAAAAAUCGUUGAUACUACAAUGAAGGCUCCAUCUUUUCAAAAUCCCAAAACACCCAAGCCAGAAGAGGUAAUCAAGUUUGUGAAGCCAGAAGUAACAUGCUUACAAAACAAUAGUUACACACAAGAAUAUAAAUAUGGUGGAUCUUUGAUAGACUCAACACAUCAUAGGGCUCCUAGGAGUCCAACAAGUUCUGCUUUCAAAAGUCAAUUGGUAAAAGUCGUCGAUACUGCAAUGAAGGAUCCAUCCUUACAAAAUCUCAAAACACCGGAGCCACAUGUGAGAUCAAAGACUGGGGUCCAGAGAUUGCAGCAAAAUGAGAUUUCCAUCUAUUCUGAAAUCCAGACACCUUGCUCAACUAAUAUCACUCAUGGAAAGGGAUCUCAGAUAAGGAAAUCACUGCGGUCUAUUGGCAAAUUAAUUAAUGGGUCAGAGAAGAGGAACCAACAGAAACCGACUGAAGCACUAACACCUUUCAAUGGAAAUAGCACCAUGCAUGAUAUGAAGUCACCCAUACAUUCCAAUGCAAGGGCCCUCAGGAGACAGUCACUUACUGGCGUUCAACCAUCCAGGAGAUCUUCACUUGGAGGUGUUUUAACUGACUCUUAUGGAAAUGAAAGUAGGAAUGUAAAAACACCGCCUCCAGUUCGUGCUUCAGCAAAGUUAACAAAACGGUGGGUUUAGCCCAUUUUAAGCUAGCUGAAAGGAGCUAACUUCUAGUUUUAGGACUCAAUUUUGGAAAGUUCAAGAAAAGCCAAUCUAGAAACUAUUAAGUAGUCAUUUGUACAUACAUCCGAGGGGAAAAUGGAUUCCUAGUCAUAUCUGGUUGGUUAUUUCCAGAUCAAUAAAUGACAUGUUCUAUCACAAAUGUAUGUUAAUUCAUACGAAAAAUAUUAAUCAAUGCCUUGUAGUUUUCA